Messenger RNA from Calypte anna (Anna's hummingbird), 1412 nucleotides. RefSeq names its product HtrA serine peptidase 2 (gene HTRA2). Gene Ontology annotation, biological process: positive regulation of apoptotic process; proteolysis; programmed cell death. Lineage: Eukaryota; Metazoa; Chordata; Aves; Apodiformes; Trochilidae. The transcript is spliced from 8 exons. Gene Ontology annotation, cellular component: mitochondrion. The record is from RefSeq and is a predicted model, not a curated record. The coding region runs from base 9 to 1223 and encodes 404 amino acids. Gene Ontology annotation, molecular function: protein binding; serine-type endopeptidase activity.
GCGGCAGCAUGGCGGGGUUGGGGCGCUGGGCGCGGGUAGCGCUGCGGCUGCGGACGGCACCGGGCACGGCGCGGUGGUGUCGGGCGCUGUGCGGGGCCUCUGAGGCACCGCCUCCUCCACCUCCUUCUUCCGCGGGGGAGCGGGCGCUGGCGGCGGCGCUGGGCGCCGGCGCAGCGGGGCUGUUGCUGUUGUGGGCCCGGGAGAGCCGCCGACCCGCCCUGCCCACCCUGUCCGCCGCCGUGCCCGCCCCGCCGCCGCCCUCCUCGCCCCGCGCCGCCUUCAACUUCAUCGCCGAUGUGGUGGAGAAGACGGCGCCCGCGCUGGUCUACGUGGAGAUCGUGGGCAGGCAUCCUUUUUCGGGCCGUGAUAUGCCCAUCUCCAAUGGCUCGGGUUUCUUGGUAUCCUCGGAUGGGCUCAUCGUGACCAACGCUCACGUGGUGGCCAACCGGCGACGUGUGCGGGUGAAGCUGGCCAGUGGUGAGCAGUACGACGCUGUGGUGCAGGACGUGGACCAGGUUGCAGACAUUGCCACCAUCAAGAUAAAGCCUAAGCACCCACUGCCCACCCUGCCCCUGGGGCGCUCCUCCGAGGUGCGGCAGGGAGAGUUCGUGGUGGCCAUGGGCAGCCCCUUCGCCCUGCAGAACACUAUCACCUCCGGCAUUGUCAGCUCUGCCCAGCGGGGCAGCCGAGAGCUGGGCCUGACCACCUCUGACAUGGAGUACAUCCAGACCGACGCUGCCAUCGACUUCGGGAACUCCGGGGGCCCCCUUGUCAACUUGGAUGGAGAAGUGAUCGGAGUGAACACCAUGAAGGUGACAUCAGGCAUCUCCUUUGCCAUCCCCUCGGACAGGCUGCGCAAGUUCCUGCAGAAGGAGGAGCAGCGCAAGACAGGCUCGUGGUUUGGCAACGCAGAGACGAAGCGCCGUUACAUAGGGGUGAUGAUGCUGACCCUCACACCCAGCAUCCUGGCUGAGCUGAAGUUGCGUGACCCCAGCUUCCCUGAUGUCUCCUAUGGAGUGCUGAUCCACAAGGUGAUCAUUGGCUCUCCAGCCCAUCAGGCAGGGAUGAAGGCUGGGGACGUGGUGCUGGAGAUCAACGGGCAGCCGUCUCGCCGCGCGGAGGAUGUGUACGAGGCAGUUCGGACACAGCAGAGCCUGGCUAUGCUGGUGCGGCGUGGCUAUGACACAUUGCUGGUGAGCGUUGUCCCUGAGGUCACAGAGUAGCAGUGCUGCCGUGCUGGGCACGGACUGGCCCAGAGCCGAGGACACAGGACAGAGACACAUCUGUGCACUGAUCCAGAGCUCCUGAGGAACUGACUGGAAGGGGCCAGGCAGAGGGGCUGGCCCAGUGCUCGGAAGGACUCAAGAUGCAACCAUUCCCCUCCAUACUCCAAUAAAGCUCUUUUCUAGGGA